Prinia subflava (tawny-flanked prinia) is the source of this 6716-nucleotide messenger RNA. It is a transcript of the gene ACCS, whose product is annotated as 1-aminocyclopropane-1-carboxylate synthase homolog (inactive). The coding region runs from base 1419 to 3434 and encodes 671 amino acids. Gene Ontology annotation, molecular function: pyridoxal phosphate binding; transaminase activity. The transcript has 21 exons. The record is from RefSeq and is a predicted model, not a curated record. NCBI's taxonomy places the organism in Eukaryota, Metazoa, Chordata, Aves, Passeriformes, Cisticolidae. Gene Ontology annotation, biological process: amino acid metabolic process; biosynthetic process.
UUCCUGUCAAAAUAUUGUGGAGUUUAUCUCUUUUACUUUGGCCAGGAAAUUGCUUGUAUAUAUUUUUUUUGCUCUCUUGAUUUCUUGUUACCCAGCUUAAAUGCCUGCUUUUGAUUAAAACUGCAAAAAUCUAAUUGUGCCUGUGCUGCAGCAGUGUCUCCCGGGAGGCACGGCUCUGUGGCCUGACACUGCCCUUCUCUUGGCUGCAGUGGAUGAGGGCAUCCCAUUCCCCACCCUGAGGCAGUGCAAGCCUCCUGAGGCAGUGCUGCCAAGAAGGUUGCUGGCACAGGGGGAAGCAGGUGGACCAUUUGAGGGGAAGUCACCUGGGAAAAAGGACAGCUGGAGAUCACCAAGUGACAGAUAAAGUCAAAUUUCCAAAAUGUUCUGCUUUUGUUUCUUUCACCCAACAGACAGCAAUUUUCAGGGGUAAUUGCUCUUGCCUCUACCUCUUAGAGCCACUGCUGGUUUCAGGUGUGGCAAAGAGAGCCUGGUGUGAAGGCAGAGGGCUGGAAGGAAACGCCACACAUCAGCAGCGACAGCGGACUGAGAACAAAAUCAGAACAGCAUUACCUUAUGGUAAUUUGGGGUUCUGACCACUGGUGCUCAAAUAUUUAAGUUUGGAAUGGCCAGGUGAGAACUGUCUGUUCCAUUCUGUCUUCAGGAAGGCUAAAUGUGGCAGGAAAAAUAGUGUAAGAUUAGAAGAAAGCAGGAGUGAAUGCUACAAAGGCUUGGACACUGUGGGCAUCUUCAUUGACACUUGAUGCACAGCAAUACUGAAUCUGUGAGAAGCUGUGGAAACAGGAAAGAAUUCCCAGGAGGUGCUGAUAUUUCCAAAGGAAGCCAUGUGGAUUGAAGCACGUUGCACUCUGCAUGGGGGACUGGCUUGUGGCAGAAGAGGUCAUCUCUGGGCUGGUGUGACAGGACAUCUGAGCCCAGACAGGAUCUAUCCAUGAACCAGCACAACCUUCAGCUUCUCCCACGGUGCCUGUGAGGAGGCCACACAAGUCCUGUGCAGGAGGAUGUGCAGAACCCUCCAGCUGCAGUCCUGAGCUGAUGGUGCUCCCCCUCUUUGUGGAUUUGUCCCAUCCGAUGUCCUGGAUGAGAAGGCGAGAAAGUCUCCAGGACAAUUUUUAGCAUUCAGUCAACCACUCUGUAAAAUGAAAGCUGUGGGCAUGGGGGGAGUAUUGAGAAGAAUUGGGUGCUGCAGGACCCUUGUCCCACCACUUGUUUAUACAGGGGUUAAUGUGGAUUUCUAAGCAGGAAGACUGGAAGAAUGCUAGUAGAUCAGUCAGUGGAGCAGACUGUUGUGAACUCCAGUGCAAAGAUCCACAAGCUGCAGGUCUAUACCAAAAGGAAGACUGUGCACAGAAUCAUGUCAGCAAAUACAUGUGGAGGAGGAAGGUUUCAGUGAGCCAAACAUGGCAAACUCAUCACGGAUCCAGAAUGUCGUUCCGCGGCCUGGCUUCUCUGCCUUGCAUCGGCUGAGAAGAAAGCGGAAAGGCCAGCGCAUGAGGGACCCGCUCGAUGAUCUGCUGCUGAAGACUCUGACGUCUCAGCGGGCCAUGGAGGAGCGCUUCCUGCAGAUGGAAGAACGCCGCUAUCAGCGCGAUUUGGACGUGGAGGAGCGCCGGAUGCAACUGGAGCAGCGCCGCUUUGAACUGGAGCGUGAACAUGAGUUUCGCAUGUUCAAUGUCUUUGCUCAGAUGCUCACCAUCCUCAAGCAGAGCCACAGUGGCUCCUCCUCCUCUGUUGCCAUGCCUCAGGGUUUGGACUUCAGCCAGGCGCUGUCUGAAAUUGAGGGAAUGGGAGGAAGAGGGAGCAACCUGCAGGAGAUGAAGGUUCGGCCGCUUGCCAAGAGGAGGGUGGACAUGCACAGCUUCUGUAACCCCAGCGGCUUCCAGAGAAGCCCCUACCUCUCUGCUCGUGGCAACUUUGCCAACAUUUUUCAAGGCUCCACUGAGGAAGGGUACAAAGCCUAUCACGCUGACAAGUAUGAUGAAGACAAGAACCCCAAUGGUAUAAUAAAUUUUGGCACCAGUGAGAACAAGCUCUGCUUUGACCUGAUGUCCAAGCGGCUGACACAGGCUGAUAUGAAUCUGAUGGACCCUUCACUGCUUCAGUAUCCUGACUGGAAAGGACAUCUCUUUUUACGGGAAGAAGUGGCUCGAUUUUUGACCUAUUACUGCAAGGCCCCUGCACCUCUUAAAGCAGAGAAUGUGAUUGUUUUAAAUGGUUGUGGCUCUUUAUUUUCUGUAUUAGCUACAGUCCUUUGUGAUCCAGGGGAAGCUAUUCUGAUUGCUACUCCCUUUUACGGUGGUAUUACCCAGAGUGUGUUCCUCUAUGGUAAUGUCAAACUGGUGUACGUCUAUUUGGACAGUAAGAUUACUGGAACAAGCACUCGGCCUUUUCAGCUUACAGUGGAAAAACUGGAAAAAGCCUUGCAGGAUGCCCAGGCAGGGGGUGUCACUGUAAGGGCCUUAAUUCUUCUGAAUCCCCAAAAUCCCCUUGGGGACAUCUACUCUGUGGCAGAACUACGGGAUUACCUGGAAUUUGCUAAAAGACAUGAAUUGCAUGUGAUAGUAGAUGAGAUCUACAUGCUGUCAGUUUUUGAUGAAUCAGCCACGUUUCACAGUGUCCUAGGCAUGGACAGAUUGCCUGAUCCACAGCGGACUCACGUGAUGUGGGGCAUAACCAAGGAUUUUGCUGUUUCUGGGAUUCGUUUUGGUACUUUAUAUACAGAGAACCAAGAUGUUGUUAAUGCAGUGGCUUCUUUGUGUUAUUUCCAUGGGGUUUGUGGACCUGUCCAGCACAAGGUUGCACAGCUGCUUAGAGACAGAGACUGGAUCAACCAAGUGUACCUGAGGACCAACCAUGCCCGCCUAAAAGCUGCUCACACCUAUGUGACAGACGAGCUGAAGACACUUGGGGUUCCUUUUCUCAACCGCAACGCAGGCUUCUUUGUCUGGAUCGAUUUCCGGAAGUACCUUAAGACAGGCACAUUUGAGGAGGAGUUGCUGCUCUGGAAGCGCUUUCUGGAUAAUAAGGUCCUCCUGUCCUGUGGAAAAGCCUUUGAGUGCAGUGAACCUGGAUGGUUCCGUAUCAUCUUUGCUGACAAAACCCACCGCCUGCAGUUAGGUAUGCAACGGAUACGCAAGGUUUUGGAAGAGCGUGAGCAGGAGAUACUGGCUGAGGAGAAGGAGCAGCCUUGUCAAUCAGAUCAGGAUGGCAAAGCAGACAGCACAGAUGAAGUUAUUUUUGUAUCCCGCCACCAGGACCCUACCUGUGCCAGUAGCUCCAGCCUUGGUGACCUCAUUGGUCUCCUGCAGCAACAGAUGCGUUCAUCUGACUGGCUACAGAAAAAUACAGCCGAGCAGUUUGCCCAGGAAAAGCCAGAGAUCUAUGAUGUGUUCAGCAAACUGGUGGGGAAGCAGUAGGGGUCAGUGUGCCUUCAGGGGCGUUCCUGAGCAGUGACUGACCCUGGGCCCCUAACAACUCAGCAGUGAUUUCCAGUAAAUAAUAUAUUUUCUGUAUAGCAAGAAAAUUACUUUGUAGGCCCCCUCCUCUCCCCCCUGUUUGAGAUGUCUAAUUUGUACUAUAUAGGUGUGUUUCCUUGGAUUGGGGUGAGGGUAGGGAAUGAGGGGGUGUCUUGUUUGCGUGCUGCUCUCUGUUCUGAGGUAUCAGUGUAUUUUAUAUUUCAUUUCUAAUGAAUAUGCUUUUAACUCUCUUAUAAGGUCCUGUGGUGUAAUUUUUUAUUCUUCUUCACACUUUCCAAAAAGAGACUUUAGCCUUUAAGUUAUGUGAAGUUUCCCUUUUUUUAAAUGAUGACCAGAUAUAACUAUUUUGGUGCCAGUUGUCUCAAAGAGGUGUUUUUGGGAGAUAGAAUCCAGUGUCAGCCCUAACUUAGCCCUAGUGAAGGGUGAAUAAGCAUGUGCAUAGAUUCAUCUUUGUGACUGAGGCUCUUAGGACCAUGGUCAUCUAGAGUGAGUUCUAUAAAUCUUUUUGGUUUGAGUUGGUUUCCAGUCUGACCUCAGAUCAGACAGUAUCUACUGCCCUCAGUUGGUGAAAUGCCUGGUUUUAUUUCCAUUCUUCUUUUUUAUAUUCAUAUAAAUAAACUGCAUCCAUUGGCCUCUUGGCAGAAUGUCCAGAAAAGAGCUACAAAUGGAGAGGCAAUAGAAAGUUGUUGUUCUUUUUGCAUUUUUUCUAUUCCUGGAAGUCCAUCUCUUGUGGUUAGAAACAACAUAUGUUGGCAAAAGAGUGCAGAGAAUGCUUCUGCCACCGUGCCAGGUGUACCUGCAGGUGACAGCUGCUUCUGUCACCUACCACAGGCAUCCAAGGAUACACCUUCAACCAUUAUCAUGAUAAUUAAUGCAAUUUUUUUCAUGUGUUUCUCAAUUUGCAGGGUAAUUUUUUUAACUAAGUUGUAUUCUUCUGUCUCCUCCUUUUCUUUCCCAGUUUAAGAAACUGUUUUUUGUAUGCUGGUGGUAGAGUAUUUCAACUGGAAAGCUUCUUUCCCAGAUACAGAGCUCUUUAACAUCUGGUACUAUUACCAGAAAAAUUAGGUAUCCUAAAGGAAUUGGAGCUGGUUUUUCUGCAUACAUAUUAUUCAGGAGUUGAAGAAAUUGCCCAUGAAAACUAUAUAAAAGUGCACCUUUCCCCUCCUCAUAGAUUUUGGCAGAUGGGCAUGAGUGACAAAAGCACAUCUGCAUCUUAAACCAAAUUACCGAAGUAUAGGCAACAAAUAAUUGAUGCAACCACAGUUUGCUGUGUAGUGAUGGUGGAGAGCUGCUUGGACAGGGACAAAAAAAGUCUGAGCAGUGGCUGAAGAGACGCUGGUGCUGCUUGUGACUGCUGUGAGCAGUGACCUGUUCCUCCUUCCGUGAUGAGGCAAGGUUGGUGAGGUGAGUGGUAAGAUCACUAUAAGGGAUAGUUAUAAACAUAGUAUUUGUUAAUUAGUUUGGCAUUUGUUCAUGGACAAUAUUUUAAAGUCCACAAAGAAAGCUAUAGCAGAGGACAGGUCUCUUUAAUGGCAUGGGAGGUGAAAUGUACAGCCAAAUUACCAAUGGACUUCCUGAUUUUCCCCUUCUUGUUUAUGUACCCCAAAGAGGACCUGAGCAACAAAAUUUUAGGGAGCAAGUUCUUUGAAAUCAGGAACCAGGUAAGACAUUAAUUAAAGUGAUAUUUUAGGGGAUCCCUAUAACAAAUUCAACCCAUUAAUUACUCCUAAUUUUCCUUUGUUGGUCUAAUUAUUCUUACAGUUGGAGUGUAUAUAUAUACAAUAACAGUAUAGUAUAUACAACAAUUAAUAUAGUAUUUUUCACCCAUAUAAAUUUACUGCUCAGAAAGCAGGUUUAUUGUACUGUCUCUGUGGAUUCAGCUAGUAAAGCACACCUCUGGAGGAAAGAGGGUGUAAUGUGCUUUCAGAAUCCUCACAGCUAAUAUAGUAUGGCUCACAUUUACAUCUGAGGUUGUUGUAACUCAACAGAACACACACACUCACUUUGUUGCAUGGAGUAUUUUCUCUCAUUUUUUCAAGUUUAACACCUGCCUGAGGACCUUGCCACUGAGGAUUGUUAGCUUGGUCACAGAAAAUAAAAACUUAGCUGGAAAUGAGGCAAGAGAGAAACGUGAUCAUGAGUUUGCUGUUGGAAAAAACAAUGGGGUUUUUUGACUGUAUAAACUCCAUACAUUUUGUAAAUGGCCUUAACUGGUUUACAAGAAGUAGUAAAUGUGUAGAAAGUCCUAUACAUAUGUAUAUAGGAGCUAAAUCAAUUCCUAUUCCUCAGGGCUCUAAGAAUACCCCUGAGAGGAAAAACAGAGGUUCUGCCUGUACACAUUGUUUGUUCUUUGUGCUACCUUCAUGUUAGAUGUUUUCUCUGCUUGAUGUAUCUCAUAGUUCUCAUUAAUGGCCUUUUCUUUUUCUGUGUGGCAAAUCUCUACAGACAAAAAUGUAGAGAAAAGAUUAAUGACUCUCCCAUGAUGUCCCUGCCCUCACAUUUCUUUUGACUUGUUUGUCAAACAAUAGGCAAACAGAACAGCACCUCAAAUGAAGCCAGUCAGAUCUAUGUUUUUAAAACUGCUGCAUUUCAUCUAAAAUAAGAAAUGCCAUUAAAAUAAGUAUAACACUGUGCCUUCGUUGCUUGUACUCAUUGUAAUCAUACAAGAUGAUAAAAUCUACUUUCUCUACAAUUUUUGUGUUCCAGUUAUCAUUCAUUUGAGCACAGAAAGGAUCCUAGAUGGUUUCAUGGUCCUUACCAUGUUCCAGUCACUCUCUCCUCCUCCUUCUCUGACCCCCUCCUCCACCCACUCCAUCAUUCUGUCUCUCUUCUCUGGAGAAAUAUUCAGCACUUUUAGGGUAGAGGUGUGACUUUCCAGUGCAGCACUGCUCUCAGUCAUAGAAACUUGCAUAGCAUACAUUUCAGGCAGGCACUGGACAUGUUCAUGUUUGUGGGAAGGAAAAAUCUGUAGAUCUCCAAAUUAUUAACUUUUGUUACAUUGCAGUUAAGCAGACAACACAAGUGAGGCUCAUUCAAGAUAAGUAUGAAGAAUCAUGCUUACUUAAAGUAAGAAUCUGUGAAGAUGAGUUUUCCCUUACAGAAGUUUAGUAGGUCCUCAGCAAAAUAUCUGUAAAGGAAAAUAUUCACUGAUAACUUAAGAAUUUUCCACCUUAAAUGAAGAAGGGCAGUUGCUCUAAUGUACUGUGUGAUAGACUUUAUUUA